Penicillium hordei is the source of this 210-nucleotide messenger RNA. RefSeq lists its product as uncharacterized. The coding region runs from base 1 to 210 and encodes 69 amino acids. Lineage: Eukaryota; Fungi; Ascomycota; Eurotiomycetes; Eurotiales; Aspergillaceae. The record is from RefSeq and is a predicted model, not a curated record. The transcript has a single exon.
AUGGUUGCUCACGAAGGUCUUGCCUCGCUAGUGGACUUCACUUUCGGUGAGCUACUUAGCUACAGCUACUAUCUCACCAACACCCUGGUCAAAUGGGGCCCCAGCCAGGAGUCCAGCGAAGGGGCCGUUAACUACGCCCGUGACACAGCCGAUAAUUUCUACGACUACAUCGACCGCAACAAGGAGGCGCAAAGCGCUUCAACAAGAUGA